UGCGGAGGGGAUCGGGAGGGAAGGAGGGUUGGGUGAGAGCGGCGGGGAGAGGAAGUAAACCCGGACGCCAGGGAGAAGGGGGGAACGAGGAGGCAGGAGAAGAGGUCCAGGGGAGGCGGCAUAGGCGGAGACGGCGACCAAGGCAGAGGUGGAGACGUUCCACUUGCCCCGAUUCCCGCCCUAGGGAGCCAUGGAGCUCUAUCUGAGCGCCUGCUCCAAGGCGGCCGAUGCCGCUGCCAAUAAGACGGCCGCCAGCCACAUGGUGGCGGAAACUGAGCAGUGCGGCCAGGGCACCCACAAAAUGCAGUUUCCAGGAGUAGGGGCUGCUCAACUGCUGGACCUGCCUCUUGGCGUCAAGCUGCCUUUGAUCCCAGGAAGUAAUACUUUAUUCUACACCACAAAUUUAAGUGAGAAGCUUUUUCAGCCCUCUUAUGGUUUUAACUUAAGCGAUCCUUAUGGUCGGCUACUGGAAACCAGAUACAAAAGCCUGCAUGAUCCGCAUCUAAGUGCAUACUACAAGCGCAAAGAUAUCCUGAAGAGAUUAAAGAAAGGAGGUUACAUCACCAGCAAUAACAAAAUCGUAUGCACUUUGAGAGAGUUUAAUAAAUAUCGACAGUACCUGACAAGCCUCAAGUUAGACUUUGAAAGAAAUUAUAUAAGAGAACAAAAAAUGCUCGAAAAGCAAGUCACCAAACUUCAGGAACACAACCAAAUCCCAGACAGCAGAGACGCUGCCCAGUUUAGAGAAUGGCUGUUGCACGAAGGCACACAAACUAUUCAAGACCAAGAGCGCUUAAUAAGGCACAGAUAUUUAGAUAUGAUCAGUAGGGAGCUGGAAAAGCUUGAGCGCUCUGCUGAAGAACGGCAUCUAAUCCGCAUGAACGAAGAAGAGAAAAGGCAGAGGGAGCACACAAGGAGAAAACUCAGUCUUCGGAGGAAGAUUGAAGAGGAAUGGAAAACAAAGGAGAUGUUACUUCUGACCCGAAUUGGUGAAGAAGUUAAAAGAGAAGCUCGAGUGGAGGAACAACGAAGGAAAAGUCGAGAGGAGAGUGACAGAAAGAAACAAGCACUUCUUGAGAAAAAAAUGGCCUAUCACUUGCGAAAAAUGCAAGGGAAUGGCUAUAGAAAAGAAGAAACAGAGAAAACAUCAUUGGAAUUUAAAGCAGGAGAUGGGACAUACUUUGAAAGUGAUGAGAUUAGAAGACAAGCUAUUUCGCCAAAGAAGAAAAAGAAAAAGAAUGAAGAAAUGAAACCACCUGAAUCGAAAACAUCUCGUGGAUUUAAAAGGCAUACAACACUUUCUGUUCGACCUUCUCGUAGUAGUACAAAGAGUGGGACCAAGAAGUCAAUGACAUCCAUGUAUUCCCAGGGUGAUGUUGAUGACGAUGGUAUUGGCAUGAGGCGAGAUGACGAUUUGACUAAAAAGGCAAGCACAAUGGAAACUAGAGCUUCAACUAUACCCAUAAAGAAUAUUAUCAAGCCUUCAUCAUCACUGUCAACCGGUCUUCAAAAGGAAGAGAUAUUUAAUUAUAAUAUUACAUUUGCCCCAGAUAUAAAGAGAUCACCCAAGGGCAACCAUCCCAGGGAACCUUCCUUUCUCAAGUUCUCUCAAAUACGCACAAUCAGUUCCUGCAAAAUGGCCUACAAGAAAAAGUAUCUGCUGAAGAGUUGAACAACAUACUUCAGAAUGUCAUGACCUGGGUUGUAGCCACAGUGACCAGCAUUUUAUAUCCAGCCAUCACGAUGUAUGAAGAAAGGUUGCGUUCAAAUAUUUACCCACUAUCUGAUGAU
Messenger RNA from Monodelphis domestica (gray short-tailed opossum), 1791 nucleotides. The record is from RefSeq and is a predicted model, not a curated record. Lineage: Eukaryota; Metazoa; Chordata; Mammalia; Didelphimorphia; Didelphidae.